This is a messenger RNA of Drosophila ficusphila, 1617 nucleotides long. RefSeq lists its product as uncharacterized. The record is from RefSeq and is a predicted model, not a curated record. NCBI's taxonomy places the organism in Eukaryota, Metazoa, Arthropoda, Insecta, Diptera, Drosophilidae. Bases 65 to 1339 code for a protein of 424 amino acids. The transcript has 3 exons.
UUUGCGGCAAAAGGUGGUCGUGAAAGUGUCGUUCGGCCGAAAAUAGAGAACUAAGGCACUCAGAAUGGCGGUCAUAAAAAACAAACAAAAUAUCUCUGUGCCUGAGUAUCUUAACGAACAGUUCUUUACGGAGACCCUGGAAGAAGGUCUGAGGCAGUCGAAGGUGACCCUGAAAGAGAUCAGCUUUGAGUGGGGCAGCAACCCGGGAGACAACUACUGCUCAGCUAUCUAUCGGGUCGAACUCACGUUCGCCAAGUGGGCGGAUGGAAAGGAAUCUGCAGCGACGGAGCAGCUCUCGCUGAUUGUAAAGACCAUUCCGAUUACGGAAGCCACGCAGUUUCUGGAGGAUGUCAAUGUGUUCAUCAAGGAGAAGCAGACCUACACCGACGUCCUGCCGCGCUUGGAUAUCCUGAGCCGUGGAGACACUUUCGGAGCAAAAUACUACCACUCCGUAAAGAGUCCGGUGCAAACAAUAGUGUUCAGUGACCUGAAGGUGGAAGGAUACAGGGUUGCCUCUAGGGAAGCCGGCCUGGACUGGAACCACGCUUCCCUCAUCCUUCAGCAGCUGGGCAAGUUCCAUGCCACCUCCAUGGUGCUGGCCAAGAAGGAUCCUGAAAUUGUCAAGCACUACACCCGCGGCAUGCUCAGCGAGGACAUCUUAAUGAAGAGCGACACCUUUGAGCAGAUGUUUGGCGGCUUCCUUAAGGGCCUCAUCAAAACUUCGGCUGGGUGGCCCGGCUUUGAGAAGAUAAGCAAGAACCUGCAGCGCCUGAUGGACAACUUUCGGCCAGUGUGCGUGGCUGCAGCCAAGGCAAGGAAGGGAGAUCGGUACGUGGUGCUCAACCAUGGUGACAUGUGGACCAACAACUUCAUGUACGCCUACGAGAACGCUGCUCAGCCCGAGGUGCCCACACGGGCCAUCUUCGUCGACUUCCAGCUGAGCUUCUACGGCAGUCCGGCGUGCGACCUGAAUUUCUUCCUGAACACCAGCAUCAAGCUGGAGUUGCUGCAGAAGCACCGUGAGGAGCUUGUUAAGGUGUACUACGCGGCCUUUAGAGACGCCCUGGAGUACGCCCGCUUCGAGGACAUUCCCACCUACGAGGACCUGCAGUACGAGCUGCGCAGCCGCGAAACCUACGGGCUCUUCGGCCUGUUCGCCUUUCUACCCAUGAUCACCAUGCCCAAGGAACUCGCCCAGGACAACAGCAUAGAGAACAUGCAGGACGAGGCCUUCAAGCAGCGCAAGAUGGACGCCAUUUUCUCGCAGAAGUUUUUGAACGACCACCAGAAAUGGGCCCUGCAGCGUGCGGAUUCCCUUGGCGUCUUCGACGACUACUAAAGUCCGACCUCUGGGGUUGGUGGACUCCGAUGUUUGUGAUAUGGACAAAGUCGCCUGCCGCUGAUAUUAAUUCUUUGACCUAACAACAGGAAACCGAUUUUUUGUUUUUCUAAAUAUGAACUUGUUCAAUACAUUGAUACAAUGAGGCAGAAUUGGUUACCUUAAAGAUUGUACUUGGACUACCGCAACCGUUGUUGUUGAGUAUUAACAAAUGUUUCCUUGUUAACUAGCAGUAAGAAAUGCAUUAAAAUUGACGGCUUUGUAUAUUUAAAAGGGUA